AUGGCCAACUUUGGCGGGCCCACGCUGCUCAAGCGCACGUUGGGGCUGCAGGCGGAUCGGUACUGCCAGUACAUUGGGCCCACCACCGACUUUGAGCCCUCGCUCAUCAACCUGUCAUCAUUCGACCCGCAAGAUGAGAGUCUGCUCGCGAGGGGGACGUUGAGGAGGGUGAGCGACAACGACACGUUCUUGUUGCUGCCGGACAACAACACGCCGGGGUAUGAUCACAUCGUCGAGGACGCGGACGAGAUUGAGAACAUUGUGGCGCCGCACGGGAGGAGGCUGAUCGACCUCUACUUUCGGGUAGUGCACCCGGGCUUUCCCAUCAUUCAACGGAGUGUGUUUUAUGAAAAGUAUGAGAGGAGCCACCGCGAGUUUUCGCCGCCGUUGCUGGCGGCCGUGUAUAUCCUGGCCAUCAACUGGUGGGAGCACGAGGAGGAGCUGGCGGGGUUGCCGAAGCCGAAUGUGAGGGAGCUGGAAAGGUUGGUGAGGACCACGUUGGCGGAUGCCAUGUACAGGCCGAAGCUGUCGACGAUACAGGCGGGGUUGCUGUUGAGCCAGAGGCCUGAGGGGGAUCAGUGGGCGCCGACUGCGCAGCUUGUGGCGGUGGGACAGGAGCUGGGGUUGCAUUUGGAUUGCACGAACUGGAAGAUUCCGCCUUGGGAGAGGGGGUUGAGGAAGAGGCUGGCUUGGGCUCUGUAUUUGCAGGUUAGUGUUGUUGUUUUUUUUCUUUUUUUUUUCUUUUUUCUUUCUUUUUUUUCUUUUUUUUUUCUUUUUUCUUUCCUUUUUUUUUUUUCUUUUUUUCUUUUUUUUUCUUUUUUUCAUUUUUCUUUCAUUUUUUUCAUUUUUUUUAUUUUUUUUUAUUUUUUUUUAUUUUUUUUUAAUUUUUUUUUUAUUUUUUUUGCAUUUUUUUUCUUUUUCUUAUUCUUUUUCAUUUUUUUUUAUUCUCGUAGUGAUAAAUGGGGCGCCCUCGUCCACGGCCGACCUUCCCAUAUCUUUGCGUCCAACUGGGCCGUCCAGCCGCUCAAUCCCAACGACUUUCCCGACAUUGAAUGCGACGAGACCGACGCCGAGGAACGGCUCGAGCUUGAGAGGGGUCGGGUCCUUUUCAGGCAAAUGGUCCAGCUUUCCCAAAUCCUGGCCGAAAUCCUGGACACGUUUUACACUUUGCAGGCAACCUCUCAGAUCGCCAACGCCGGCCCGCAGGGCACUCAGCUCGUCUUGUCCCUCGCCAAGCCCAUCCAGCUCAAGCUCAAGGAGUGGUAUUCCGCCCUCCCGGCCCUCGUCAGGAUGGACUCGACCUUUCAGACCACACCCUCGUCCUCUUCGGGGAGCAGGUUCUCCCCGAUCGGCUAUCUGCACCUGGCCUACUUUGCAACCGAGAUCACGCUCCACCGCCGCAUCAUCAGGUCCAUGUCCGCCCUUCCGGAGGACAACAACCCCAACUCGCCGUCCAUCGACCCUUACAUCCAGCACAUUUGCCGCUCGGCCGCCAAGGCCAGACUCAUCUCCGCAAUGGAUUUCGUCAACCGGCUCACUCCGUCCCACCUGAGGGCGUUUUGGUACUUUGCCUCCAAGACAAACUUUGCGCUGAUCGGGACGUUUGGGAGCCUGCUGUGGGGGACGAGCCCGGGGAGGGAGGAGGCGGAGUGGUAUAGACGGCGUUGUAACACGGCCUUCUGA
Molecule: messenger RNA, 1683 nt
Organism: Podospora anserina S mat+
Lineage: Eukaryota; Fungi; Ascomycota; Sordariomycetes; Sordariales; Podosporaceae
Exons: 2
Coding region: 1-1683 (560 amino acids)
Biological process (GO): DNA-templated transcription
Cellular component (GO): nucleus
Molecular function (GO): DNA binding; zinc ion binding
Source: RefSeq, a predicted model, not a curated record